AUGAAAUAUCCAAUGAUUGACGAAUCUGAAUGUGACAAUUUAUCACUAUUCCAUACUGAAUUGAAUUUUUUUAUUGACACCAUAUUACAUUGUGUUUAUGAAAACGCACAGCAAGAUCGUAAUAAAAUAUUUUCAUCAUUCCACCCAAGUGUUUGUCUAAUUUUGGCUUUCAAACAACCAAAUUGUCCAAUCUUCUUCUUAACGGAUGCUCGAUAUACAAAGAUGGCUGAUGCUAGGUGCAAUUCAAUUCACGAGGCUAUCAAAUUUGCUAAAUUCUUUGAUUUGUCAGGAAUUGUUACAUUAAGUGCAACAAUUUUAGAGGCACCUGAGUUGAUCAGGACAAUCAAGAAAACUGGCCUGUUGUUGUUUACAUAUGGAAAGUUGAACAAUAAUGUAGAGAAUGUAAAAUUGCAAAGAAAGGCUGGUGUUGAUGCUGUUAUUGUGCAAAAUGAACAAGAGGAAAAUACUGAAGAAUAA
Messenger RNA from Entrophospora sp. SA101, 477 nucleotides. NCBI's taxonomy places the organism in Eukaryota, Fungi, Glomeromycota, Glomeromycetes, Entrophosporales, Entrophosporaceae. The record is from the annotation of a GenBank genome assembly.